CGCAGCGCAGGGGCCGUGCUGCGGAGAGGCGGGCAGCCCCGCUUAGGACCCUGCACGCUUUGGGUUUUCCCAGCUUUUUCCUGGAGUCGCUGAGCGAGCGGGGAGGGGCCGAGCUUGCGGCUCCCCAUAAACCUGGACGCUGCGCCCACGGUCCGGGCAGCUGUGCGGACUCGCGGUGUCCCUCGGAGGCUGCGUCCCCGUGUCCUCACCCCCCGCGUGGCUCUGCGCAGCCCUCCUGCCCAACCCACAGCGCUGAGUUUCCAGACUGAGAAAGAUUUUGGGAGAAGAGAGAAGAAGAAAAAAAAUAAAAAAAAAAGAGGAAAAAAAGAGGAAAAAAAAAAAAGCCAUGGUGGUGUGGGCUGGUCGAGAAAUUCUUCGGGAGAAGACGGUGAGAAAAGGACACAGCGGCUGUUUCCCAAAGGGUGAGGAAGGGAGCGCGGCACCGCUGGGCUUGAACUUUAGCACCCUCUUCUGCGGGAGUGUAAGUAAAAAGAUCGGCUCAUCCUGAGCCAGAACGGCGCUGGGGAGGAGGAGAAGGCGGACGCUCACUGCGGAGUGGGUUUUCUGUGCUGCUUUGGAAAGCAGGGGAAAAAAAAGAAAAAAGAAAAAAAGAAAAAAAAGAGACGCGUUGAGAAGCCAAAGAGUGCUUGUAGCACUCCGAGUUGCUUUGGGGCUGUUCCUAAUCACCGCGUGAGGAAAGGAAAGCCGUGCAUGUGGGUUUGAUUGGAGCGGCGCGAUGCUUGUUUUCUUUUGACCGAUCGCAACCCAGCCCCGCCGCUCCGGGCUCUUUGUGUGCGUGUGAGCGUGCCUCGAUGGGAGCUCGUCCCGCUCCACUCCCACCCGCCAUCCCCUAAACUGGGGGCUGUCCGAGGAGGGGACAUCCCCACGUGUCGCUGCGAUGCCGGGGCUGUAGGUCGCUCUGUGGGCAGCACGCACCGCUCUGGGAUGGCUGUGUACGCCCUCACCGGCUUCUCGCUGGUCAGCCUGCUCAGCUUUGGCUAUUUAUCCUGGGACUGGAUGAAGCCUGGCUUGGUGGCCGACGUGGCUACGAGCCCCAUGGAGAAAUCGCUGCCUCCCGCCUUCACCCGCCCGCCGCACAUCAUCUUCAUCCUGACCGACGACCAGGGCUACCACGACGUCGGGUACCACGGCUCUGACAUCCAGACACCCACCUUGGACAGGUUGGCAGCCGAGGGCGUGAAGCUGGAGAACUACUACAUCCAGCCCAUCUGCACACCGUCCCGCAGCCAGCUGAUCACCGGCCGGUACCAGAUCCACACAGGGCUGCAGCACUCCAUCAUCCGCCCCCGGCAGCCCAACUGCCUGCCCCUCGACCAGGUCACCCUGCCCCAGAAGCUGCAGGAAGCCGGUUACUCCACGCACAUGGUGGGCAAGUGGCACCUCGGCUUCUACAAAAAGGAGUGCCUGCCCACCCGCAGGGGCUUCGACACCUUCCUGGGCUCCCUGACGGGCAAUGUGGACUACUACACCUACGACAACUGCGAUGGGCCGGGCGUCUGCGGCUAUGACCUGCACGAAGGGGAGAACGUGGCGUGGGACCAGAGCGGGAAGUACUCCACCUUCCUCUACGCCCAGCGUGUCAGCAAGAUCCUGGCAUCCCACAGCCCCAAGGAGCCCAUCUUCAUCUACGUGGCCUUCCAGGCAGUGCACACUCCGCUGCAGUCACCCAAGGAGUACAUCUACCGCUACCGCUCCAUGGGCAACGUUGCUCGCCGCAAGUACGCGGCCAUGGUGACGUGCAUGGAUGAGGCAGUGAAGAACAUCACCUGGGCCCUCAAGAAGUAUGGUUAUUAUGACAACAGUGUGAUUGUCUUCUCCACGGAUAAUGGUGGGCAGACGUUCUCUGGGGGAAGCAACUGGCCGCUACGGGGCCGCAAAGGGACGUACUGGGAAGGGGGUGUGCGUGGCAUCGGUUUUGUCCACAGUCCUUUGAUCAAGCGCAAGCGACGGACCAGCUGGGCACUGGUGCACAUCACAGACUGGUACCCGACCCUGGUGAGUCUGGCCAGGGGCAACCUGAGCAACGUCCCAGGCCUGGAUGGCUACAACGUCUGGCCUGCCAUCAGCGAGGGGAAGGAGUCACCGCGAACUGAAAUCCUGCAUAACAUUGACCCCCUCUACAACCACGCCAAGUACGGCUCCUUGGAGGAUGGCUUCGGUAUCUGGAACACGGCCGUGCAGGCCUCCAUCCGUGUCGGGGAGUGGAAGCUCCUCACCGGGGACCCCGGUUACAGCGACUGGAUCCCCCCGCAGACGCUGACCAACUUCCCGGGCAGCUGGUGGAACCUGGAGCGGCUGACCGACGGCUUGAGAAAAUCUGUGUGGCUUUUCAACAUCACCGCAGACCCCUACGAGCGCUAUGACCUCUCGGAGCAGCGCCCCGACAUCGUCCGAGCUUUGCUGACCCGUCUGGUGCACUACAACCGGACGGCCAUCCCAGUGCGCUACCCUGCUGAGAACCCCCGCGCCCACCCCGACUUCAAUGGAGGUGCCUGGGGGCCUUGGGCCAGCGAGGACGAGGUGGAGGAGUGGGAAGGUGGUGGUGGGGACCCCCCCAAGGGUCGGGGCAAGAAGAAGAAGUGCAAGAUCUGCAAACUGCGCUCUUUCUUCCGCAAGCUGAACACCAGGCUCAUGUCCAACCGCAUCUGAGCGGAGGGUCCCCAGCGCCUACGCAGCCUGGCCAGGGUGGAGAUAGAGAUGGCAGUGCUAUGGGGUGGGAUGGAGGGAGAGGGAUGGACGGGGGUUCACCCCGAACACUUCUGCACUUGGCCGGACCAGCAACCACAGAGAGGGCGGACAGACCAGCAGGGAUGGGCAGUGCGGGUUCAUGGCUGUGCGCAGCCCCUUCAGAGCCAGACUCUUCUUCUUGAGGACCAUGCAGACUGUGAGCUCUGGCCGUGGCAGCAGCACAAGGGUGGGGGUGUGGGGCGUCAGGCCAGCCUCAGUCACUCUGGCUGCAUUUUUUGCCUUGGUGUUUCUCUGUAGAUACAUGUUGCUGACUUGCUACAUGCUGCUGAGAAGCUGCUUGGUUUGCUCUUGAUCUAGGAACUCGAGGGCUUCCCCAAACCCAAGACAAUGGCAUUUCCCCUUUAUAUUUCCCUAUAGAAGGAUGGCUUCCUGACUCAGCCUUGCUGUGAUGAGGUCCUCACCUUUGGCCAUGGCUUCUCUCCACUGGCUCGGGGAGGCCAGGAGCAGCCCUGGAGCUGUGCCUGCAAGGACAUGGUUGGAAGCAGUGCCUUGAUGCACGCAGAGGACAAACGCUUCUGGACAGCCCUAUGCAUGGGAGGCAGCUUUGUCCCAAAGGUCCCCAGUAGUUCAUCCCCAGCUCUGCCUGGUCGGAUCCCACAGCUGCACAGCUGGAGGCACCCCUAAGUUCCUCUCUGUGCAUCCUACAGCCAAGCCCAGGACAGACGAAAGACCUCAGGAAGAUCUCAUAGAUCUGCUCCAUCACCGCAGGACACGGAGCCCCGGGGUCAUGGAGAGGGGCAUCCCUUUACCCUCCCUUCACCAUCCCUUCACCCUCCCCUUUCCUGCAGGUGGGCAGGAUGUGCCACCACAUCCCCUGGCCAUGGACACAGCGCUGUGCCCCCGCGCUCCCUGCGGACGUGCGCUCUGACAGGAGCUGGCGCGGAUGAAAGAGGGUAAAUAGCUUUAAAAGCAUUUUGGAUGCACGGUGCAUUUCCAUUUACACAAUGUGUUUUACAUUUCUCCCCACAGGUUUCUCUUGGUGCAGCGCGUGUAGGCGAAGGCCCUGCUGUGAAUUUUGAAAAUAGUUAUUUUUGUCUCUGGAAAAUGAGGCCCGUUAGGACUUGUCAGCUCUUGGAUGAGCAGUGUGGGCUUUUUUUUUUUUUUUCUUCCUUUUUUUUUUUUUCCCCCUCUUUUUCCUUUGCAAAAUAACAUUCAUUUAAAAUCUGUCAUUGAAAGAUGUGACAAUUGGCAGCGUGCACACUGAAUACCUUUCAGUGCGCUUUCAAGCCCUGUGUGUGAGAGGGACGGGGACGGGAAGAGAAUGCAAUGACACGUUUGUAUUUUUUUUUUUUUUUCUACUCUUAGCUGGAUUAUUUGAGGGAAUUGGGAUUUUCUGUAGAAGUAAAGAAAAAAAAAAACAAAACUAACAGCAAGGCAUCCUGCAGGAGAGCCUCUUCUUGUAGAGGUGGGAAGGAGUUCGCAAUGCUGGGGCUUGGCUGUUGGCGCAGCUGGCCCUGCUGCUCCAUCCAUCCACCACCACACUGCUGGCCCAAGGGCACCCAAUGCUCUCCAGGACAGGACCCAUAGGGCACUCAGCUCCUCCGCAUCCCUAAUGUCCCAUCUCCAUCCCUGCCUCAUCCAGCAAGGCGCUCUGUUGCUGCCUUUUGGCCAAGCCUGUUGGCAAGUGGUUGCCAAAUUUAAGGCAGGAGGAGGAUGCUGAGAAUCACACAAUCAUUAAGGUUGAAAAAGAGUUCUGAGAUCAUCACAUCUAACAUGAGAUCAACACAUCUAACCCUGUCACCCUUAUUGCCCAGUAAGCCUUGGUCCCUCAGUGCCACAUCUACGCAUCAGCAUUUGGACUGAGACUCACCUGAGAUUCUGGGGUGGGCAGAAGGAGUGGGGCUGGCUGUGGGGCGGUGGCAAGGCGUGUGGAACAGUUUUCAUUUCCAUAUUUAUAUAAACAUGUCCAAGUUUAGUCCUUCCUUUAUUUCAUUUUUUUAAUUAUUUUUUCAAAAAUGGAAAUUUCCAUGAAAGCACGUUUGAUGUUUCUCCAAAUGGUUUCAAUAAUAUCUCAUUGAAAAUGCUCGUCUUGUCUCAUCUCCAGCUCUGAUCUCUGGGGCCAGUGCUGGUUUUGCACAGUCAGUCUAGCCGGAG
This is a messenger RNA of Lagopus leucura (white-tailed ptarmigan), 4863 nucleotides long. RefSeq names its product arylsulfatase family member I (gene ARSI). The record is from RefSeq and is a predicted model, not a curated record. The transcript is spliced from 2 exons. Bases 946 to 2670 code for a protein of 574 amino acids. Lineage: Eukaryota; Metazoa; Chordata; Aves; Galliformes; Phasianidae.